Molecule: messenger RNA, 1200 nt
Organism: Miscanthus lutarioriparius
Lineage: Eukaryota; Viridiplantae; Streptophyta; Magnoliopsida; Poales; Poaceae
Source: the annotation of a GenBank genome assembly
AUGGCUCCUCCUCCCAACUCCCGCCCGCCAACGCCGACGGCGUCAGCGGCUACGGGCGCCUCCUCGUCGCGAAUACACUCGCCGUCGCUAAAGGCCGCGCUCGCAAUGGCUCUCAUCCACUACAACCGCCUUCCCGGCAAAGCCAACACCACCGCCACCGCCACCGCCGCCGCCGCAGGCACAUCGCCCCCGCCUCUCCUCCACUGGAAGCGCAAGGCCAAGGACCGGAAGCGCGAAAUCCUCCGCCUCCGCGAGGACCUCAAGCUGCUCCAAGAUGGGGCUAGCGGGGAGGAGAUGGAGCCCCCGGUUGCGUCGUGCCGGUGCCACUUCUUCGACGGGUGCGGGGACCUUCCACCGCAGCAGGGUGGCGGUGGUGGGGAGCACUGGGUGGACGAGGUGCUGAGGAGGAGGUUUCUCAGACUCGUGCGGUGGAAGGAGAAGCGACGGCGAGUGGAUCGACCUCUUCCAACUUGUAGUUUGAUUGAUUUCAACAGUGAGGAUGAGAUGCAGCAGCUCAGCAUGUCGACUGAUUUCCUGGUGGAGCUAUCAGACGGCAUUUUGGCCAAAAGAGAAACUGGCCCCUCAUUUGCUACAUUUUCUCACCAAGCAGUAGAUUUCAUUUUGGCUACACUGAAGAACAUUCUUUCAUCAGAAAGGGAAAAGGAGCUAGUUGGGGAGAUAAUCGAUGGUUUAGUGACUCGUUUGAUGAAAAGGAUGUGCACUGUUCCUGAAAAUCCUGGUACUUCAGAUUCAGGAUCAACUGGCUGCUCAGAUGCCCAGUUCUCUGUGCAGCAUUUAUUCCGUAAGUUGGGAAAUGAUGAAUUCAUUGGUCAGCGGGUAAUCCUUGCAGUUUCUCAAAAGAUCUCAAAUGUAUCUGAAAGAUUGCUCUUGGUUGAUCCGUUUGAUGAUGCUUUCCCUGAUAUGCAUGACAAUAUAUUCAUCAUGAUUCAGUUACUCGAGUUCCUCAUAUCUGAUUACAUGAAAGUUUGGCUAUGCUGCGAGCAUAUGGACAAAAGGCUUUUUGAAGAAUGUACCAGAUCUGUUCUCAAGGCACGCAAUGAUUUGCGAAUCCUGGAAAACAUGAAUGGGCUCUAUGUGGUGUACAUUGAGCGUGUGGUCGGAAGGUUGGCAAGGGAGGUGGCUCCUGCUGCACAUCAGGGGAAGCUGGACCUAGAAGUCUUCUCCAAACUGUUGUGCUGA